Lotus japonicus is the source of this 1260-nucleotide messenger RNA. RefSeq lists its product as uncharacterized. The coding region runs from base 1 to 1260 and encodes 419 amino acids. The transcript has a single exon. Gene Ontology annotation, molecular function: RNA binding. Lineage: Eukaryota; Viridiplantae; Streptophyta; Magnoliopsida; Fabales; Fabaceae. The record is from RefSeq and is a predicted model, not a curated record.
AUGAGAGAGAAAUAUAGAGAGCGAGUGGGAGCGAGAGUGGCUGGGCGGGAGCGAGGGAGAUAUGGUGCGAAUGGUGGCUAUGGUAGGGUGCAGGAGAAAGGGAAUAUCACUUCCUACGUCUUCACAAACUUCCCUGAGGAGUGGGAUGAGAAGAGUAUGUGGGGAGUAUUUCAGAGGUAUGGGAGAGUGUGGGCGGUAUUCAUUUCGCCGCGCCGGGAUAGGAGAGGUAAAAGGUUUGGGGUUGUGCGUUUCAUGAAUGUGCAAGAUCCGAAGCAGUUUGAAUGGAAGCUGGAUGGCAUCAUCAUUGGUUCCACAAAGCUUCACGUCAAUAUCCCGCGAUUCAUUAAGGGGGUGAAGGCUACGCCAAUUCCGUUGGGGUCCAAUCAGAAACAGGAUGCUUGGAGGAAGGAUGAUCGUGUAGGGGGUCAUAAGAAGCCUUUGACAGUGCCUACGAGGUCAUAUGCCCAAGUUGUGACUGACAAAAGUGUGAAAUCUACUUCUGACAGUAAGUGCAGCUCUAUGGGGGAUGAUCUUAGGGGUGUGCCAGUUGAGACUUGGACAGGUCCACCUGUUCCUGCUGUAGAUGAUUGGUUACGACGAAGCCUGGUGGGAGUGCUCAAAAACCCGGAAUGGAUUACUUCAGUGCAGGAUGCUUUUAUCCUGGAGGGUUUUCAUACUAUUCAGGUCAAAUAUUUGGGAGAUGAUUUGGUUCUUUUAUCUGGCCCUGAGGGUGUGGAUCUCGAACAGGCUUUAGCUGGGGCGAAGGAAUGGAUUGAGGAAGUGUUUCAGGUUGUUUAUACAUGGUCGCCGGCGGUGGUGUUGGAUCAUCGUCUAGCUUGGGUGCGAUGUUCUGGUCUCCCGAUUAAUAUGUGGACUCGGAAUUGUUUGGCUCAUUUGGUACUGCCGGCGGGAAAUUUGGUGGCUGUGGAUGAGGCGACUACGUCUUUAUCCAGGUUGGAGUUUGCGCGGGUGCAGGUUCAAACAUCAAGUUUGGGGUUGAUUUCUAACUUUCGGAAAAUCAAUGUCAAUGGAACAGUGUACACUGUGCGUAUCAUUGAGGAACUUGGGGGCGCUGCCCCGGUGGCUGGCGAAAGUUUGGUACCUUCGACGGGCGGAGAGUCCAGUGCUUUGGGGUGGUCUGAGAAAGAUGCAGACGACGAGGUAGGCACGGUGCUUUCUGACGUGGGUGGUGAAGGGUCGCCGGUGUUGGUUGGAGGUGGUUUACGUGCAGCAAUCAACGGGAAUAAAAUCAAAUUUUGA